Zymoseptoria tritici IPO323 is the source of this 1743-nucleotide messenger RNA. RefSeq lists its product as uncharacterized. The transcript is spliced from 5 exons. Bases 1 to 1743 code for a protein of 580 amino acids. Gene Ontology annotation, cellular component: fungal-type vacuole; plasma membrane. The record is from RefSeq and is a predicted model, not a curated record. Gene Ontology annotation, molecular function: dipeptide transmembrane transporter activity; tripeptide transmembrane transporter activity. Gene Ontology annotation, biological process: oligopeptide transport; transmembrane transport. NCBI's taxonomy places the organism in Eukaryota, Fungi, Ascomycota, Dothideomycetes, Mycosphaerellales, Mycosphaerellaceae.
AUGGACCUCUUCCGCCGCUGGGCCGCAGGAUCAUCCUCCGCGCAAAGCCCGACCGAUCGAGGAACGUACGAGCUUGUUGGGCAACCGGUGACUGGAUCCUCGCGGCGAAUCGUCGCGAAUGAUGCCUUCAAAGAUACUGUGCCUGAAUCCGAGGACUUCGACGGUAAUGCAGUGAAUAAUCCAGUAGGAGAUGGACCGACCGAAGAAGAGUUACGAACGCUACGGAAGGUAGCCGAUCGUCUACCUUGGGCGGCUUUUCUUGUGGCCAUCGUGGAGUUGUGUGAACGAUUCACAUACUAUGGCAUAAGCGGACCCUUCCAGAAUUACAUCUCGAACUCGUAUCAUGACCCAAGCGGAUUGCCUGGAGCUAUCGGCCUGGAUCAGAAAGGAGCUACAGCCCUCACCAACUUCUUCCAAUUUUGGUGCUAUGUUACGCCCAUCCUUGGAGCUGUCAUUGCGGAUUCAUUCCUCGGGAAAUACUGGACGAUCUACUACUUUUCGAUAAUCUAUGCCGUGGGAGUACUCAUACUCUUCCUCACCUCCCUCCCGAUCGCCAUUGAGAACGGGUACGCUCUAGGCGGACUCGUGGCAGCCAUGAUCGUGAUCGGACUCGGGACUGGAGGCAUCAAAAGCAAUGUCUCUCCAAUGAUCGCAGAGCAAUGCAUCACCACCAAGCAGUUCGUUCGCACAACAGCUCGCGGAGAACGAGUCAUCGUCGACCCUGCCCUCACGAUUCAGCGCAUAUACAUGGUCUUCUACAUGUGCAUCAACAUCGGCAGUCUCUCUUCAAUCCUUACCACCAACAUGGAGCUCCACAUCGGCUUUUGGUCUGCCUACCUGCUUUGCUUCUUCACUUUCCUCGCCGGUUUCGCCACUCUGAUCAUGGGCAAGGAGAACUACAUCAUGCACCCUCCCAAAGGCUCGGUCAUCCCGCAAGCCCUCCGUGUAUGCUGGAUUGGGCUCAAAAAUCGGAGUCUGGACGCCGCCAAACCCGAGUACCUUCAUACCACUCCUGGCACCCGCCUCAAUGUCCCAUGGGACGGUGUCUUUGUCGAAGAGGUCCGCCGCGCUCUGUCAGCCUGCAAGGUCUUCCUCUUCUUCCCGGUCUACUGGCUUGUGCAAGGCCAAAUGGUCAACAAUCUCGUGUCUCAGGCCGGACAAAUGCAACUCCACGGCAUACCCAACGAUGUCAUGUCCAACAUCGAUCCUUUGACCAUCAUUGUUUUCAUACCGCUUUGCGACCGCUUUCUUUAUCCUGCCCUUCGCAAAGCUGGCAUUGCAUUCAAGCCCAUAACGAGAAUGUUCGCCGGCUUUGUCUUCGCUGCAGCGGCUAUGGCGUAUGCGGCUUUUGUGCAGAGGGCCAUCUAUAAUGCUGGUCCUUGCUACACCGCACCUUUGGCGUGCGAUGCGGGAAAAUUGCCGGAGGGCAGAUAUCGUCCGAACGAGGUGCAUGUGGCAGCACAGGUGCCGGCGUUUCUGUUCAUUGGUCUGAGCGAGAUCUUUGCGGCCGUAACAGGGCUUGAGUAUGCAUUUACCCAAGCCCCGGCCAGCAUGAAAUCGUUCAUAAUGUCCAUGUUUCUCCUCACCACGGCCUUUGGCGCCGUGAUGGGUGGAAUCAUUAGCCCGCUGGCAGUGGAUCCUACCCUAUUGUGGAUGUAUAUCGGCCUUGCGAUGGUUGCCCUAGUGGCGGGAGUGUUCUUUUGGAGGACUUUCAAGCACUUGAACGACUUCGAGGAUUCAUGA